This is a messenger RNA of Serpula lacrymans var. lacrymans S7.9, 1698 nucleotides long. RefSeq lists its product as uncharacterized. NCBI's taxonomy places the organism in Eukaryota, Fungi, Basidiomycota, Agaricomycetes, Boletales, Serpulaceae. The record is from RefSeq and is a predicted model, not a curated record. Gene Ontology annotation, molecular function: monooxygenase activity; oxidoreductase activity, acting on paired donors, with incorporation or reduction of molecular oxygen; iron ion binding. Bases 9 to 1493 code for a protein of 494 amino acids. The transcript has 4 exons.
AUCCCUCAAUGGACUCACUUACUUCUGUCGCUGCUAGGAACCAGAGUUCCAUGAUAUUAUACACUACCGGGCUAGUUGCGUUGUCGUUGUCGUAUGCGCUCUAUCGUCUCCUUGCAUUACCAUCACACCUUCGUCACCUUCCCUCCGUGCCUAUAUGGCCUAUUGUCCUUAGCUAUGCCCGUCAAGAGCCCGAUGAUGUUCGCAUCAAGCGCCUCCUACUGCCUUAUGCCAAUAAACACUCGGAGGGCGUAGUUCUGGUGUGGGUAUUUGGUCAAUGGAUGGUCCAUAUACUUGAUCCCCAGCUUGCGUUUCAGGUGAAUGCAAACCUUAGAGAUUUUCCAAAGUAUUUCCCACCGUGGGAUCUCCUAUUGCUCCGUUUUACUGGGAGAAAGAAUAUCGUGACGACCAACGGUGAUGAAUGGAGGAAAAUCUCUACACUCAUUCACGAUGCCUUCACGAUCCCAGUUCCUGUCGACGUUUUCACUUCCCUUGCAAAAAAGCUAUUCCACGUCAUCGAACAAACGACAUCCACGAGUGGCGAUGAUCAUAAAGUAAACUGGGCCGAUCUUGCACAACGAUAUGCUUUAGAUGCGAUAGGCUACUCCGUAGCCGGCUACAAUAUCGAUGCAAUCAGUACCGAAUCACAGCUUGCCAAUGAUUACAACACUUUCAUGCGUCACACGGCCGAUCCCCUCUACCUCGCGUUGCCCAUCCUCGAGAAGAUUAUUCCACGUAAACAUGUAUUUGAUUUGAUGAACAAUAUCAAGGAUAAACUCGCCGACAUGCUACUCGCCAAGCGCUUAGAUCCCGGACAGGAUAUUAUGUCUUUUAUGCUGAGAGACCCGACUUUGACCAAAGACGAAUUGCGCGAUAACAUCUCGACCCUCUUUAUUGCUGGGCAUGACACAACAGCUGGUGCUUUGUCUAUGUUGAUUUACUAUCUUGCGGUCGACCAGAUUUCCCAAAAGAGCGCUAGGGAAGAAGUCAUACGCGUUCUCGGGCCUUCUGCUGACCCUUCGCUCCCCCUCCUGAGUGCAAACGCCCUACCCUAUGUCAGUGCUUGUAUCAAGGAGGCUCUUCGAAACAAUACGCCCGUUUCUUACGCUGUUCCCCGUAUUUCCGGGAAGGCCGUAAACCUCGGCAAAUAUUACAUUCCUUCCGGCACUGCUGUCAUUACGAACAUCUAUGGGGUACACCAUAAUGAGUCCGUGUGGAAGGACGCUAGUGUUUUCAGGCCAGAGCGGUUCUUGACAGGAGAAGACACUAACCAGGUCAAACAUUCCUGGAUCCCAUUCAAUGGCGGCCCGCGCCGGUGCCCAGCACAAAAUUUUGCACAGUACGAGCUGCGCACACUGGCUUCGAUGUUGUUGAGGGAGUACGAGUGGACUUUGCCCGAGGACUCUAUUCACGCAAACGGGAUAAAGAACGCAUUUUCGCCGUUCGCGUUGACAGUGCCUCACGACCUAGAUAUCAUCUUCAGAAAGCGUACGUGAGAUCGUCUUUAACAAGACGUCAAAGACUCGGAGAUUGUAGGAUUAUUCUUCUGAAAUUUGAAGGCGUGAAAGCUUCGAUAUCUUUCCUUGUAAUAUUUUGUAUCAAUUCUUCUCGACUCAACUGUUGACACUACUUCCUCGUGGUGUUCGUAGUGUACUCGAGUACAACAAUAUAAUGGGAUAAAGAUAACCGCGGUCUUUAUAA